This is a messenger RNA of Pantherophis guttatus, 1644 nucleotides long. The record is from RefSeq and is a predicted model, not a curated record. Lineage: Eukaryota; Metazoa; Chordata; Lepidosauria; Squamata; Colubridae.
AUGAAAUGGUUCCGGGCCCUCGGCAUGGUCUUCACAGGCAUUCACAGCAUCAGCGGAUCAUCACUUAAAGAAACCCUGCUCCACGAAUUUCGGGACGUUUUCGAAGAGACUCUAGGCAAACCCUUAACCAAGAAUUACCAACACUUCAUGGCUUUGGUGUUUGCAGUCAAAGAGAUCAACAAGGAUCUGGAUCUCCUGCCCAACAUCACCCUUGGCUUCCAUAUCCACGACAACCACCAGAUUGAGUGGAACUGGGUUGGUCUUCUGGCCCCUGAAAAUGAUGAUGGAGAACAUUUCGUCUCAUCUAUCUUGCCAAUGCUGAAGGAGAAGGAGAUCUGCCUGGCCUUCAAUGACAAGUACAAGUUUGAUGUUAAUGCUUUUACAGAAUUGAAAAUGCUUCGUCUUUUCAAAACUUUAUCUAGCACUGAAAUUCUUCCCUAUUUGAGAAAAGUCCAAUUCAACAAUUGUGCUGGAGAUGAAAUUUCCUUCUCAGAAAAUGGACUGGGAUCUGGUGGUUAUGAUCUUCUGAACUGGGUUCUCCUGCCCAAUCAAUCUUUUGUCCCCAUGAAAGUUGGGCAAAUAGAUCCUGGGGCUCCCCCAGGCCAGGAUUUCACUAUUAACACCGAUGCUAUCAUCUGGGCCACAAAGGCAGGAGAGAGGAGAAGAGUUCCAGAGGGGAAGCAGGUUUGCUGCUACCAAUGUGACCCUUGUCCAGAAGGGACCAUUUCUAAUCAGACAGAUGCAGCUUCCUGUGAUCCCUGCCCAGAAGACCAAUACCCCAACUUGGAAAAGGACCACUGCAUUGCCAAGAAGCUCCACUUCCUUUCCUAUCAAGAGACCCUGGGAUACACUUUGGCUUCUCUCACUCUUUCUCUAUCUAUGAUCACACUGGCAGUUCUGGCAGUUUUUCAUCAUCAUCAUGAUACACCAAUCGUCAAGGCCAACAACAGAAAUCUCACCUACCUCCUCCUCAUCUCCCUCCUGCUUUGCUUCCUCUGCUCCUUCCUCUUCAUUGGUCGACCUGGGAAGUUCACCUGUCUCUUUCGACAAACAGUCUUUGCCAUUCUCUUUUCCCUCGCGGUUUCCUCUGUGUUGGCAAAAACUGUCAUGGUGGUUCUGGCCUUCAUGGCCACCAAGCCAGGGAACAGGACAAGGAAACUCUUAGGAAAACCACUGACCAACUCCAUUGUCUUAGCCUGUCCCCUGGUCCAAGCAGUUCUUUGUGCCACCUGGCUGGCAUCCUCCCCACCAUUUCCCAACAUGGACUUCCACUCUUUUGUAGGAGAGGCCAUCUUGGAAUGUAAUGAAGCUUCAGCUUCAAUGUUUUAUACUGUCCUUGCCUAUCUAGGGUUUCUGGCCCUCAUGAGUUUCACAGUGGCCUUUCUGGCUAGGAAAUUGCCUGACAGCUUUAACGAAGCCAAAUUCAUUACUUUUAGCAUGCUGGUCUUUUGCAGUGUUUGGAUCAGCUUCCUCCCCACCUACCUGAGUACCAAAGGGAAGUCCAUGGUGGCCGUGGAGAUCUUCUCCAUCUUGGCCUCUGGGGCUGGUCUCUUGGCUUGCAUCUUUUUCCCCAAAUGCUACAUUAUCCUACUUAAACCCAAUCUGAAUUGUAGGGAAAAUGUAAUGAGGCAGAAGAAUCUCUGA